Messenger RNA from Aspergillus versicolor CBS 583.65, 1743 nucleotides. RefSeq lists its product as uncharacterized. The record is from RefSeq and is a predicted model, not a curated record. NCBI's taxonomy places the organism in Eukaryota, Fungi, Ascomycota, Eurotiomycetes, Eurotiales, Aspergillaceae. The transcript has a single exon. Gene Ontology annotation, molecular function: DNA-binding transcription factor activity. The annotation marks the transcript as partial. Gene Ontology annotation, biological process: regulation of DNA-templated transcription.
GUGUUGACUGCUCCCCAAUACUCCCACUCGCACUCCCACCCGGUGCACUCACGCCAAUAUCAUUCGCUGUCUGACUAUCACCUUGCCCGUUCCGCCACCGGCUCCCUCUCUCGCCCUCCCCUUCACGAGUCCUCUUCGGCUCUUCCGGAGCGAGAGGGGGUUCCGUCAUGUCCCGGGCGUUCUCUGCAGCAUUCCACUGAAAGCAACGCGGAGGAGCAUAUGUCGAAUAUCCCGCCAGUUUCAGGUCCUUCGCCAACCGAUGCACGCUUGCGUGGCAACCCCGGUUCGCUCGAACGAAAGAGACGCCAUGUAGACGAAGAUAUCCUCUCUUCUGCUACGGAACGUCGUGAAUUCGCGCGCUCUCGGCCUCUUUCCUGGCACCCUUCUACCCCAGUGGAACCACCGCUGGGCUCUUCACAGCAUCGCUCUAUUGGCGUCAACUCGAUCUUGAAUCAUCCAGCAACGGAAGGGCCAGGAGGCCGGACAGCAUCAGUAGACGGUGGCCGCGAGGGCCUUGAGGAGCAGAUGCAUUCAGACUCAACACCGUCUCAUUCUCGCUUUUCUUCUUCGUCAUCGGCGGUGCAUCUCCCUUCCCCUUCUAUGCACACCGCAAAACCUGCAGUUUUGUCACCACCUGGUGUGAGAAACCACCAGGGCAUGGCUCCCAUUUCACCCUCUGCACGGAUCGUGGGCGCAACUGGAUACUUCACCCCAAAGACUGGUGGUCCGGGACACUCCCCGCUAGCCCAACAGCUACCUGGUCUACAGUCGGUAGCACCGGGAUCGCCUUUACCAGUCGAAACCUCCUCUGGACAUCCUCCGCCCGGAUCGGGUCUUUAUCACCACCACCAGAGCUCUGCGCCCUCGACAUCAGCAUUUGCAACCCACCGAGGGAGCAUGAGCCACACCCCGACCCCUAGCUCCAAGGAGAGCAGCCCUACAACGCCCGUAUCCAUGUUUAACCAGUUGGGCCGCUCAUCACCAGCCCUUUCUGCUGCGCCACCCCCCCAGUCUGCCCCAACGUACAUGACCUCUGCCCCAUACGCGACAGCCGACCCUGUUUCUCGGCAACCGGCCUCCCUCACUGGGCAGAGUCGCUCCGGUGGGACGGAAACACCUGGCGUGGGAGGGGCCCAGAAUCAAUCGAGCACCCUUCGUCCAGGUAUGAUACCUUGCUUCGUCGACAUGAAAUCGGGCUCUUCAAGCCAAGCAGAGAAGCGGAAGGCGAACAGCGAUGCGUCCAGGAGAUUUCGUAACAGAAAACGGAACGAGAUGCAGAUGGAGCAGAAGAUCACUUCACAGCAGGAUGAGAUCCGGAAGCAGGCGGAAACCAUCCAGAAACAGGUCGAGGAGCUUCAAGUUUUGAUGGAGCAGCGGGAAUUCUAUCGCUCUGAGAGGGACUACUUCCGCGAACAAGCCUCUCACUUUGUCCAGAUCCCUGCCCGAUCGGCAUCCCCUCAGCUCCUACGACCCAAGGCUGAAGCCCCCGGGCCGGAGAGGGAGGCUCAAGCUUGGACUGGAUCAGAUGGCCCGCUGAAGGUUGAAGAAGCAACACCAGAUCUGUCCUCUCACCAACGCGCGGCGGGGCCUAUCGGGCCCGCUCCAAGUGUUACCCCCCUUCCCGGUACAAUGCCUGGGGGACGCUGGUCUGCUCCGUCGCCGCACUCGUCCGCACAGACAGCGGACGAGCGACAAGCAAGGCCGAUGCCUCCGAUACCGGGCGCGUGGAAUCGCACUGCGUAG